AUGACUGAAUCCACUCUUCCCAUGCCCCCAACCCCGGAGGACUCGCCUUGGGACUUCUCCCAGGCCCUCAGCCUCAUCAACUCGCUCUCGCCCAAGCCGCAGCCUGCCGCUCUUCGUUCCCGGCCUCAGCAUGACGAGCUAAACCCUUUCGCCCCCGACGAGCCAUCCAGCGGUCUCGGCGAUUUCAACAAGGUCUGGACAUUUCUGGGUGUGCCGCACGACGCGCCGCCACCCCAACUCCCGCUCCUCACUCCACCGCCCUCCGAACCGAGUGUCGACAAGGAGAAGGAGGCCUACGCUUCCGAUGGUGCUGCCUACCACCAAGCCGACAACGGUCCAAAGUGGCACGCUUCCGAGGAAGAUGACCCGGACACCGUCGCCAAUGGCGUCGACGAUGUCUUCGGCACUGCCGCCGCAGACGUGUCCGACGCUCCGGCCAAGGACCUGCCCGGUCUCACCAAGACUCGGCGUAAGCGGGAAAACCGCAAGGCUCGCCGCGCUGCCGAAGAAGCCGAGAAGCGGGUGACCAAGCCAAAGACCAUCAGUGAUGCUGAGUCUGGAGGUGACGCUCAGUCCCACACGCCAGCUCGCAGGGCUGGUCUUCAUACCAUGGGCACCCCUGUUCCUGAGCCUCGAUACGACCUGCGAUCGCGCGCGAUCUAUUUGACUCCCCAGGCUUCAAACAUUAAUGAUGUUCCUGCACCACAUGCGGCUCCUUCCACCGAACCCCACAAGGCCGCCAGCAAGUCUGGCGCACACGUGUUUGCUUCUACUUCGAAACCCAUUGAUAUUCCGAGGAAGUCCAAGAAGCUCGAGGAUUCUGCAAUCCCCUUCAAGCUUUCCGGAUCUGACAAGGACGAACCAUCGAAGAAACAUUCCAGUUCUCCAGUGAAGAAACGCGAUGCUCUCAAGUCUCGCACUCCGCCCAAGCAGUCUGAACCCCUUCCUUAUAGUUCCCCUGCACCUGUAGGUAUGAAGUCCGGUUAUCUCGAUGCCAUAAUGAACCAGAGACCGCUGUAUUUCCAAGGCGCCGGAACGUCUCCUUCACAGCAGCACUCGAAUCCCUUGACCAUUCGCGACAAGGACGACAGGAACCUCCAUUUCUUGUUGACUCUCAUCCGCAACUUUGGCGAAGACAAGCACUGGCUGGCCAAACCUGCCCAGCUUGUCAACCACACACAGGCGCCUGAUGGCGUUCAUGUCUUCAUCGACUUUUCCAACAUCCACAUUGGAUUUCAAAACUGCGUCAAGACGAUGCGUGGCCUCCCCGUGCAGGCUCGCAUUCGCCGCGAGGAUAUUGAUUUCGAAGCUCUUGUCUUGCUGAUGGAGCGACGCCGACCGGUUGCCAAACGCGUUCUUGUGGGCUCACUCCCCGCCAUUCCCACUUUCGAGCGGGCGAAGUCGAUUGGAUACGAGACGAACAUCCUGGAUAAGGUGUUCAAGGCUCGCGAGCUUACUGAACGUCAGAAGUACUUCCGUCAGCGCGAAGCUCGUGAGCAUGGCACUCACCGUGCCUCUAGUGGCGGCGAAGGCAGCGGCAGUGGUUCUGAAACGAACACUGCAGCAACCCUGAAGGCCAAGGAGGCAUGGGUUGAGCAGGGCGUGGAUGAGAUUUUGCACUUAAAGAUGCUGGAAUCCGUUGUCGAUGUCGACAAACCCUCCACCAUUGUGCUGGCUACCGGCGACGCCGCGGCUGCUGAGUACAGCCAAGGCUUCAUGCGUAUGGUCGAGCGCGCACUCAAGAAAGGGUGGCGCGUCGAGCUUGUCUCCUGGCAAGCCGGCAUCAGCAACGCCUACAAGAAACGCGAAUUCCGCCAGAAAUGGGGAGAAGCGUUCCGCAUCAUCAGCUUGGAUGACUACGUUGAGGACUUGUUGGACACUUGA
Diplodia corticola is the source of this 1884-nucleotide messenger RNA. RefSeq lists its product as uncharacterized. Gene Ontology annotation, biological process: protein import into nucleus. Gene Ontology annotation, molecular function: small GTPase binding; guanyl-nucleotide exchange factor activity. The record is from RefSeq and is a predicted model, not a curated record. Gene Ontology annotation, cellular component: nucleus. Lineage: Eukaryota; Fungi; Ascomycota; Dothideomycetes; Botryosphaeriales; Botryosphaeriaceae. The transcript has a single exon. The coding region runs from base 1 to 1884 and encodes 627 amino acids.